AUGGCAGUUGACCCUCGGGAGAACACUAUCUUCGAAAUACACUCAUUUUCCGACUUCAUUGGAGACCCCCAUCAUGGGCGUUUUUUGGUGAGUGAUGAGAUACCAACCUACGUCCAUGAUGCCUAUACACCACAAUCACCCCUUUCGCCUAGAGAAGACUAUAGAGAUACUACCCCUGUACCAGAAGAGACUCCGUUAGCUCCAUUUCUUCGGAUUACAACCGACCACCCUCCUAUUUCAGCCUUCCGAGGAUUUAUGUUCGGAAGUGACGAAGCUUCAUGCGAUAUCCUCCUCGCCCACAGUAGAUUUGGCGGUGUGAGCGCAGCCCAUUUUUCUUUGCAACCCCAGAUCAACGAUGGGGCACGAGUCCUUAUACUCAAGAGUCAUAGUCGCAACGGGACCUACAUCUCCGCUAACGAAGGUUUCAAUACUAUAUUGACUACCCAGAGAGCGAUUAUAGAGCACGACGGAGACAUCGACAUCAAGAUCGGAAGGCUUUAUUUCACUAUUUUAUUUCCUGCUCGUGGGCCGUAUCAGGACCAAUGGGACCGGAACUGGGAAGCAUAUUGCGACAAAUAUGCGUACACAGGGCCAAUUCGUACUUUCAGACUUAGUUCGGGCUCAGCCAUGGAAACCAUCCCGUGGCAGGAUCGUUAUUUUUGCGGCAUCAGGCUUGGGACCGGAUCUUUUGGGAUUGUGUACCACGUUCUAGAGCGUGUUACCGGAGAAGUCCGUGCGGCCAAGUGCUUUUACAAAAAUGCAGACCGGUGCGAGACAAAUCUGAAGGUUCUGCUAAGUUUGAAUCAUAGUAACAUCGUCAAAUACUACGAGAUAUGCAACGAUCCACCUGCGCUUAUCAUGGAAUACAUCGACGGCCCUGAACUCGGGGUUUCAUGUCGAGAGAGCGCCCUCAGCUACCAGGAAAUACAGGAUGUUACACGGCAGCUGUCAGGGGCUAUUGCGUACCUCCACGGGAAGAACAUCACUCAUCGAGAUCUCAAGCCCAGCAAUAUUUUGGUCAAACGGCGCAAUCCAGUUGAGGUCAAAAUUGCUGAUUUCGGCCUGGCUAGCGAACGUCCAGGAGCACUAGGAACAAUUGCUGGCACAAGACCAUACCAGGCACCUGAGAUCCUGGCUAAGGGGCCAUAUACUAAUAAGGUGGAUGUCUGGUCACUUGGGGUUAUAAUCCUAAAACUCUCUUACGGGUAUCCUCCCGAGCGUAUAGAUGAAGUGUCCGACUGGCCCAGGUGCCUCAUCCGUCAUAUUCGUGCCCAGUCGCCCAACGAGGUACAAGAAUACAUUAAGUCUUUGCUUGAAUAUGAACCUUCUAGGCGGCCGUCCGCAGAAGAGGCUAGGAAUGCCAAUUUUCCUAUCUUCGGUACGGAUAGACAGACAUGGGACAAGAUUCUUCACGGCAGGCGUAGCUCCAAGGCCCCCCGUAAAGAGCCAGAAGAAGAAGAAACCGAACGAACGGUGAAACCGCCGGCAGCCAGGGGAUCUGUACAGUCAGGGGAGACCACCGUUGCACACACGCCCGGUAGGAUGGCGGAGUAUGAGAGGACUGCAGUUCCUGCGCACCAUGGGCGUAGCGCAGUGCAUCUUCAUGAAGAGUCGGAGGGCCCAACCAAUAGAUCCACAAGACCCGGAUCACGCGGCUCUAAAUCGUCAUCUAGAGUCAAUGAAUGUGUCGCGCCUACCACCGGACCUGUCACUUCGUCUCAAUUAUACACGCUGGACAAUUACGGGCCUUAUCGUACUCCUCGAAUGCACUCAUCAGAAGGACCGUCAAGGUAUCCCACCAACUUCGAUCCUUAUAUUUCAUUCACUCCCGUUCGUUCGCCCCGAGCGCCAUCGUUUGUAGAAGGGAUGCCGAAUGCCCCUACUCCUAGAAACUGGCUCGAGUCGCGCAAUUCUGAACACACUGCCCCGCCCGAACCGCCACGUCCUCCCAGAAGCGGUGCCCCGAGACAUCCGUCUCGCGGCAUGCUUAGACCCGCUGGUGUACCUCUCCCCAAACGUCUGAUGUAUGACUCAUCAUCUACCAGGGAGAGCACCAGAGCCUCAGAAGAUGAUGGGUCAGGAUAA
Xylaria bambusicola is the source of this 2085-nucleotide messenger RNA. Its product is annotated as kinase-like domain-containing protein. NCBI's taxonomy places the organism in Eukaryota, Fungi, Ascomycota, Sordariomycetes, Xylariales, Xylariaceae. The transcript is spliced from 2 exons. Gene Ontology annotation, cellular component: nucleus. Gene Ontology annotation, biological process: protein phosphorylation; mitotic DNA damage checkpoint signaling. The coding region runs from base 1 to 2085 and encodes 694 amino acids. The record is from RefSeq and is a predicted model, not a curated record. Gene Ontology annotation, molecular function: ATP binding; protein serine/threonine kinase activity; protein binding.